Suillus discolor is the source of this 2654-nucleotide messenger RNA. RefSeq lists its product as uncharacterized. Lineage: Eukaryota; Fungi; Basidiomycota; Agaricomycetes; Boletales; Suillaceae. The annotation marks the transcript as partial. The record is from RefSeq and is a predicted model, not a curated record. The transcript has 12 exons.
GAUCACAUCAUGAACAUCACCUGCAGCUGCUCCAAGCAGGACUAUUUCCUGCCAGUACCACACGCCCUAGGACUGCUUUCACCUUCGAGGUACUGGAUCAUUUUCUCAUUGAUGCCUUGGAAUGCAAGACUUCAGCAAUGAGCUUCUUUGAGAAAAUCAGACGGCUGACAAAUAAUGCUUUCCCGGACACUGUCCCAGAUCGCUAUCGAGAACUCAUGAGAGUAUCUCGACUCUGGCGGGACUUGAAGAACCGUAAAUGGUUUGGAUUUGGCCAUGACAAGGAAGCGCCCCUAGUGCAGGAGAUCUUGCCCUAUUUUGCCCUUCAUGUCCACAGCCCGGAAUCAAUAUGCCUCUUGUUUGGGAGCAACAGUAUGAAAGGCAAGUCAAUUCCAAAAUCCCUGCCUGCUAGACUCCGGCCAGUACCAGCAGUGCAUAGCAUAGCAGUGGUCCUGGCCGAUAAUAUGUGUCCUGGCCAGUGGCUUGUUAUGAAAAGAUUGGGGGGUUAUAUGGUAACAGACAGAGAAUACCAAGCACACUUGACUUUGGCUAUAGAGAGUAAAGAGGUGACUCAAAUUGUGUUGUAUUAUUAUUCCAUUUGUAAUGCCAUAAAGCACGCUGCUGGCAACAUUGACAACUCCCUAAUCAUCUAUGAUGUGGGGUGUCAGUGGAACCUUAACUUUGGUCAACGUGUUGCCAACUGCCCUGGCUUGGCACUCCCAGACAACACCAAGAUUGUGGCUGCGGUGGGGAAAUUUCACUUGAGCGCUCAUAAACUUGCCUGUUUUGCUAGAUACAGCUUAAACUUCAUUCAAGGAGCUGGACAAGUUGAUGGGGAAAUUCUGGAGACACUUUGGGCUCCCUUUAACAAGAUAUCUCCCACAGCACGUUCUAUGAGCCAAGCUCACCGUCAAGAAAUUCUUGAUGAUCACAUGCGUAACUCAAAUUGGAGAAAACUUGUCAGAAUAGUUAAGACGCUCUUGAGAAAGUACAAACGGGCCAACAAGGGCAUUGAAGACACUAGGCUGCCGUUUGAAGAGCUUACCGGAUCUUUGGAUGUCAUCAAAGUGAGGGCAUGGGAAAAAGAUGAGGAGAAGGCAAAGGAUGAGCGUGGAGAACAUCUUGACAUCUACCAGCUAAAAAUAGAUAAAGGAAAGUUGGGAUCAAUUUCUUGGCUCAUUGAUGGCAUCAAUAUAGAGGAUUCGCAGGAUGCACUGAGGGUAGCUAUUCGGCAGCUUCCCAAAGAUGCUUCUGCUGUUCAAAGGGCUGCACUUCAAGAGAAACGACAAAAACUGGCUGCUCGGAUUUCUAAAUUUCAUGAAAUUGCUGAUGCUAUGACAGAGGGCAUUGAAGUCCAUGCAGAUGCGGUGGAGGAAGUAUGGGAGGCUGCAGAUAUUGAAGAUGUGUUGGAAGAGAUGGAUGAGGCAGUUCCUGCAGAAGUCAUGGCCAUUUGGAUGCCAUCUUCAGUGUCUCGAAAUGAGGCUUUAGCCCUGGGCUUGCACACUCUGCAAGCUGAAGAACUGGAGUUACGAAAGGGUCAAGCAAAUGAUUGCUUGGAAAAGUUGCGACAAGCUCUCGGUCAUAAAGCAAUAAUUUACCGUCAGCAUUUCCGAAGUGCAGAUUCCACAUGGACAGGAACCAGGUCAAAGCAGGAGGCUCUUCAAUGCCAUAUCAAGAUAGAGAAGUGUGUCCGAAGGUAUCAAAGGGCUAGGAGUUCAAUUCAGAGACUAGGGGCUGAUGAAGAUACUCUGACGACGAUCUAUCAAGACAUUCAGCUACACCAGCUCAGUGUUGACAAGGAAGUGACUGAAGAGAACAGAUAUGGGCAGGGAUCAGACAGACUGGCUUGGUUUUGGAGAGUCAACAACGGUCAUGAUUUGAAGGAAGAUGUGUGGAUGGAUGAAUUCUACAGGGUAAAUUGGUUGAAAGCUAAGGCUAGAUGGCAAAGGUGGGAGGAAGAGUUGAGAUUGGUCCAACACGAAAUGGGUUGGACAGUUUGUGUCUAUCAAAAAUCUCAUCAAUUAGAUAUGCAGAAGUCUAUGUUCAAUAUAUACCUAAGCCUGGACGUGAUCCGGCCGACUCUAUUAUCACUGUCUGAGGUGUCAGCCGGCCUGGCCAUACACGACCUGGUCAUGAUCCGGCCGACUCUAUUGUCAAUGUCUAAGGGGUCGGCCGGCCUUCCUGUACACAGCCUGGACCUGAUCUGGCCGACUCUAUUAUCACUGUCUGAGGUGUCGGCCGGCCAGGCCAUACAUGACCUAGUUCUGAUCCGGCCGACUCUCUUGUCCACGUCUGAGGUGUCGGCCUGCCUUCCUGUACACAGCUUGGACCUGAUACAGCCGACUCUAUUAUCACUGUCUGAGGUGUCGGCCGGCCAGGCCAUACAUGACCUAGUUCUGAUCCGGCCGACUCUAUUGUCCACGUCUGAGAUGUCGGCCUGCCUUCCUGUACACAGCCUGGACCUGAUCCGGCCGACUCUAUUAUCACUGCCUGAGGUGUCGGCCGGCCAGGCCAUACACAGCCUGGACUUGAUCCGGCCGACUCUAUUAUCAAUAUCUGAGGUGUCGGCCGGCCAGGCCAUACACAGCCUGGACCUGAUCCGGCCGACUCUAUUAUCAAUGCCAUCAGGAAACCUACACUUUCCUUAUCAUUCCUGA